Molecule: messenger RNA, 923 nt
Organism: Cornus florida
Lineage: Eukaryota; Viridiplantae; Streptophyta; Magnoliopsida; Cornales; Cornaceae
Product: preprotein translocase subunit SECE1-like
Exons: 1
Coding region: 94-621 (175 amino acids)
Cellular component (GO): chloroplast thylakoid membrane
Source: RefSeq, a predicted model, not a curated record
CGUUUGUGAGAAGACUACCAUUAGCCGGAACACCAAAUUCCCAAUUUGUUAGAGACUCUCAUAGUCAUAGUUCUCUCACAUACAUAGAUAAAAAUGGCAGUUGGGCUCUCCUUUCCAAUUCCUGUAUCAGCCUUCCCAACAUCACCCAAAACCACUCAAUCAAAUCUCUCUGCACAAAUCAAGCCCACUCCCAUUUGUACCCAAUUCAUCAAAUCCACAACAAUCACGAUUAGGAGGAGAAAAUCCUUGUUCUUCAUCAAAGCCAUCGACAACAACGAGCUCGAAUCUGAAUCCGAGUCUGAAUCCGAAACUGCAAGUGCCCAACAGAGCGCUUCAACUGAUCCACCACAACCGGAUAGUCUGUCGGAAUUGGGUUCGGAGAUCAAGAAAGCGAUGAAGGAGAGAGAACAGAGACGGGGCAAAGAUGGAGACUUUUGGAGCGGAGUCACUGAGGAAGUCAGAGAGAUCGAGUGGCCGGCUUUUGGGAAAGUCUUGGGAAUUACUGGGGUCGUGCUCGGUGUCAUCGCCGGCUCGAGUGUUGUUUUGCUCACUCUCAAUGCCGUUUUGGCCGAAUUCUCCGAUCGGGUCUUCGCCGGAAGAGGGGUUCAGGAUUUCUUUUAGUUGAUGAGAAGAAGAAGAUAAGGAAUUGGCUAUUGAGUGAUUUAGUGUGGGAGGUUCUACCUCCUCACCCAACUCUUGAUACUCAAAUCAGGACAAGUGGAAGGGAAAUUUCUCAAUUUUGUGGGCCACAAUGGGUGGGUCCCAUGGCACCCUUUUAGUGUUGAAUGCCAAGAAGCUUUUCAAGUAUUCAUUCUUGUGUGUAAUUUUGUUUGACAUAGAUCUCUGCUCUCACAUUUUUCCAUCGAAGAACACUAUUUAAGCCCUUGUACACAUUUCGGUCUCAUUGGAAACAAUUUGUGACU